Bursaphelenchus okinawaensis is the source of this 13531-nucleotide messenger RNA. The record is from the annotation of a GenBank genome assembly. NCBI's taxonomy places the organism in Eukaryota, Metazoa, Nematoda, Chromadorea, Rhabditida, Aphelenchoididae.
AUGUUGGAUUCGCCGGAGCUGUGCGGCGAGGAUGCGCGUGCCCGGUUCAGCCAUACCAAAGCCAUUUUCGAACAGUUGGAGAAACACCAGCGCGAACUGCCUUCCUUCUAUUCACCCCGCCCGGUUCGGCAUCUGAUGAGUAGCAGUGUGCACGCUGAUCUCGCAGACAAUUUUGGGUUUUCGAGUGUACCAAAAUGCCCACCACCAGUACCACCCAAGCCUACGGAGGUGUUUAGAAGAGGUAGGGUUUGGUUUUUGAGGUUUUUUAUAGUUUAAGGGAUGGGAAAUGGAUUUUAUUGAAAUUUUAAAUUUUGGAAAGAAAGUUUUUGAAAUUUUUUGUUUUGUAAAGAAAAUUAUUGCAAUUUUGUGUUUUGGAAAGAAAGUUCUUGCUAUUUUUAUCUCAAAUCUUCAAAAUUGCUGUCGUGCAGCCUGCAGGUGACAAGUUAUACGAUGAAUGUCAUUUUUAUGUUCUAUAAAUUUUUUUAAAAAAUUUUUAAGCUUUGUAAACAAAGUUUCCGUGAUGUUAAUUCGAAAACCUAAUCUCUAUAAAUCGUGUCAUCUCCUUUAAUAUUCGAUAACAUAUAUCUUUUAUUUAUUAUUGUCUUUAUGAUCGUAGGAAGGCAUAAAACCCCACUGAAAUAUGGCUCAAAGAAGCGGCCAAUUUUAGCGGAAUUUCGUUUUUUUUUGCUUCUGAAUCGGGGGAUUCUGAAAACUGUAAAAGGGGGUUUUUUAAAUGGUAAGAACUUUCUUUACAAAACGAAAAACGGCAAGAACUUUUCUUAAUAAUCAAAAAAAAUUUAUCCAUCGUAUAACUUGUCACCUGCAGGCUGCAAAAUACAAGUUUUGGGGGUUUGGGGUAAAAAAUAGCAAGAACUUCCUUUACAAUUCAAAAAAUGACAAGAACUUUCUUUACAAAUCAAAAAAUCGUUAUUCAUCGUAUAACUUGCCACCUGCAGGCUGCACAAACACAAAUAACCUUGUUUUUUUAUAAAAAGAAGAAACUUUAUUUACUGACUAUGAAAUGGCAAGAACUUUCUUUACAAAGCAAAAAAUGGCAAUACCUUUCUUUAGAAUACAAAAAGUAGCAAAAACUUUCUUUACAAACUACAAAAUGACAAGAACUUUCUUUACAAACCAAAAAAUGGCAAAAACUUUCUUUACAAACCAAAAAAUGACAAGAACUUUCUUUACAAACCAAAAAAUGGCAAAAACUUUCUUUACAAACCAAAAAAUGACAAGAACUUUCUUUACAAACUUUAAUUUUGCCCCAAAAUACAGUACCCUUCCGUCCUUUCGCAUUCAAAAUGACGUUACAGACAGCCUGCUGGCUGACUGUUGUUCGCACGUAACCAGCUGAACCGACUGUUUUGUUUUUGUCAGGUUAACGACCGCAGAAUAUUUUUUCACAAAUUAUCGGUCAUUUUAAAUGUAAAAGGUUUGGGGCCGCAGGCACGGGAAGGAGAAACGGCCGAAGAUGUUCGGAAAACAAAAUUGCGGGGUACGUUCGGCCGUUUAUUCUUUUUUGUGGGAAUUGGCUUAGACUGUGGCCGGUUUAAACUGUGCUUGUCUUGAACUGUGUUUCGGGCCGGCUAAAUUGGCCUAAAUUGACGCUGGGUGUGUUAAAUUGGUCCGAACCGUUGUUGGGUGUGUUAAAUUGGCUUAAAUUGUUGCUGGGCGGGUUAAAUUGGCCUGAACCGUUGCUGGACGGGUUCAACUGGCUUUUUAUAACGAUGACGCAAAAGUCUUGUCGCUUUUGAAUGGGCUUUUGCACUGCGAUAAACGACAAUACUUUUUUUUGAAUCUUACGAGGAAUGUGCUCGAACUAACCCACUCUGACUGACUUCAAGCUUUUUAUAUAAAAAGACCAUACCAAUAUAAGAUCUUCAGCAAAGUACCAAAUCGCGCUUUCUAGGAAAUCUCUAGAAAAUCGAGAUUAAAAAAUUACGUUUUGAAUUUCCCGCCAAAUUGGCGUUGUGUUUUAAGCUUAUAACUUUGCCAUUUUUUGACUUUUGAUCAUUUUUCUUUGAUGUUUUAAGUUUGUAAGAACAGGUUGUCUGGAAAGUCGAAAAAAUGCUUGAAACACAAUGCCAAAUUGUGCCAAAUGGGCUGGAAAUUCAAUAUUUAAAUUUUUUAACCCAAAUUUGCGAUCUAAAAUUGUUUAUGUUUACAAAAAAGUGCUUGAAACAGAAUGCCAAAAGUUGCCAAUUUGGCGUGAACUCAGAUAUUUAAAAUUCAAAAGCGCGAGCUAACAUUUUUUAUGGUUACUAUUAGUGGUGCAAGGAAUUCAUAUAAAAAUUUGAGCUGAUUCUGAGCGGGGCAGGUAGGGUACUUUCCUUGUUAAAUUGGUAUUUUAAAAAAAUUAAUUUAGGCUUAAAAAUUUUAAUUUUUUAAAUUUUAAUCUAAAUCUUAAGCUUAAAAACCUCAUUUUAUAUUCUUAACUGUAAGCCUAAACGCAUUUUUUAAGCCUACCGGCCUUUAUUUUAAGCCUAAAGUAAAAUUUAAUUAACAAAAUUUAGUUCAAAACAAACAACUAAAGUCAACUUAAGUCUACAAACAUGCCUUCAACUUUACACCCCCUAAAACAUGCCAAAACCGAAACAAUAGCAGAUAGUAAUGGGGGUUUUAUGGUUAGUGUACUCAAAUUUAUAGCCUUUUUGGCGUUUGGGAAAGGCAUUGACAUGUUUCAAAGGAUUUCGAAGGAAAUGUGGCCGCUUAAAACAAUCUUUCCCUUUCUCUCGGUUUGGGACAUUCAUGUUGUCAAACCACAAAUGCUUUUUUGAGUCAUGCCUCGGUUACAAUGACCAGCCCAUGCGGUUUUGGGGGUGGAUUUGGAGGGUUUUAAUAGGAGGGGUAGGAAUUUAAUAGUAGACAUGGAGGGUAGGGGUGUGGGGGUUGGGAGUGAUAGAGGGUAGGGUAGACAUAAGGAACCGGCUAGGCUGGCUUUGGUUUGAAUUCAGGUUGGGACAGGUUUGAAUAUUAAGGCCCAAAAAGCCCGGCCCGCUUGCACUUAGGCCCGGCCCGAAAAAUAUUCGGGCCGGUCCUGAGCAAAAUUUGGAUCAAACCGGUCCUGACACUCAGGCUCGGAUGGUUCUUCACGCCUAGGGUAGGUUGGGGUAUGGCAGAGAUAAAUAGGCCUGAGAAACGGGCCGAGCCUGAAAAAUGGGCCCGGCCCGGUCGAAAUUUCGCUCAAUUUGGGUCCGGGCCAAUAGCAAGCCCGGGCCGGGCCGCAUUUUUUUACGUGGAAACGGGCCCGGCACGGUCGAAAUUUUGCUCAGCGGUCCGGCCCGUUUCCACGUAAAGAAUGCGGUCCGGGCCCGACCCAUUUUUUUAGGCCCGGCCCGAUCUAAAUUUUGCUCAAGGUCGGCCCGGCCCGUUUCUCAUGUCUAGGUAUGGCAGAGUAGGGGUAAGUAUGGGAGUUUGGCUAGGAAAAGAGGAGGGCGUGAUAAAGUAUGGCAGAGUAGUGGUAGGGUAGGACGGGGGUAAAUUGUUGCGGGUAGUGCAGGAUGGGGUAGGACAGGGCAUUACAGAAUACGCUUUGGCUAGGGAAGGAGGAUAAAGACGGGGUAGGGGGUAUUUUUUGUUUUUUUAAAUUUUGUCUUUACUGUGGAGAUCUAUGACAACAUAAUAAAGAGAGUGAUGUAUAGCGCCGCAAAAAUACCACUUUGUUAUUGAUAUAUAUACAAGGAUGAGCCAAGUUAUUAUUUACUCUGUCAUUUGUUUGCGUUCUCAGAUCUUUGGGUUGAAUUUGUGAGGGGGGUUGUUUUGGGUUUUUUUUUUUGGACAAAAUAUGUUGAAGUAUCUUCUAGAGGAAGAUGUUUUUAUCUUUUACCCCGCCGUACUCUUAAAAGUUUUAUUGGCUGGGAUAAAACAACAUGGUUUAUCAAAGAUAGAAGGUAGUGUAGGGUAGGAAGGGUUUAUAAGGUAGGGGUAGUUUGAAAAAGUUAGAGUAUGGCUAGUGUUGAGGUAGGUUUAGAGAAAGAUCUAAUAGGAAAGGAUAGGGGUAUAGGUUGAACCAAAAAUAGCGGGACACUUUUCAGUGAAAAAAUAAAUGAAAAGUGACCCGUUACUUUUGGUUCAACCUCAUAUAUGGCUAUCACUAUUUCUUUCUUACCCCUACCUGUACUCUUGCUUGUAGUCGUAACCCUACCUCUAAUCUUACCCCUAUAUCUAACUUUGCCCUUACCCUGCUUCUACUCAUACUUCUACUCUUGCUUCUACUUCUACCCUUACCCCUAAACCUAAACUUAUUCCUAAUCCGAUUUGUACCCCUACCUCUACCUUUACCAUUACUCUUGCCACUACCUCCCCAUCCCUCCCUACCCCUACCUCCCCCUCCCUCCCUCCCUACCUCUCACUCUUACUCUUAUCAUUACCUUUACUUUUACCCCUACUAUUACUCUUACCCCUACUUUUACCCUUACUGUAAAAACGGAACUUUAAAUUUCUAUAAUUUGUUAUAUCUAUACCUACUCUUAAUUAUACCCGUAAUUGUACCUAUAUCCUUACCUUUUCUUAUACCCUUACGUCUCCCCCUUUUUCCCCCACCCUUAAUCUCACCCCUGUUACUGCCCAUACUCCUUUCCGUGGUCCUACUCUUACCACUAUCCUUAUUUUCACUCUUAUCUUUGCCCUUACUCUUACCCUUCAUCUUACUCUGACCCUUAUGAUUACCUUUACUCUUGCUCUUACCGCUACUUCUGCCCUUACUCUUUCCCUUAUCACUACCUUUACUCUCACCUCUACUUUUACCCUUACCUUUUCUUGUAUUCUUAUUGCCCUUCUACCCCCACCCUUACUCUCACUUUUACCCAUGCCCUUACUCUUGUUCCUAUUCUUAUCCUUAUCACUACUCUUACUCUUACUCCUACCCUUACUUUCACUCUUAUCCCUGUCUUUACUCCUUUCCCUACUCUUACUCUGACUUUUAUGACUACCGUAACUCUUACCCAUGCCCCUACUUCUGCUCUUACUUUUACCCUUAUGACUACCUUUACUCUCACCCCUACUUUUACCCUUACCCUCAGUAAAAAUUGAAUUUUAAAUUUCAAUUUUUCCAAUUUGAAACAGAAUUCAUAAUUUGGCAAGGUCUAUCAAUGUUUAAUACCCACAAUGCUCCAGCCCAAAAAAGUUUAUUAAAAAAGUUUUUUGAAUAUCCGCCCACUCAGAGAAGCGGCCCCCUUCUCCCUCGAGGGUUUCGGUUUUUUUUUGGAAGUGUGGACAGGAAGAUGCCUCAGGGCGCGAAAUAGAUUACUUCUUGAUUUCACUUCUGUCUUACCAAACUUUAAUAGGGGUUGGUUUGGCAAAAGGUUUGAAGUUUUGAGGUUUUAUGAUUUGGAAGGAAAAUUCUUGCUACUUUUGGAUUUGUAAAGAAAGGUUUUGCGGUUUUAUGGUUUGGAAAGAAAGUUCUUGCAAUUUUUUGUAUUGGAAAGAAAGUUUUUGCUAGCUUAUGGUUUGGAAAGAAAGUUAUUGCUAUUUUAUGUUUUGGAAAGAAAGUUAUUGCCUUCUUUUUCUCUUGUAAGCAACGAUUAUGCUAUUUUAUGACCUAAAUUUCGUUUAAACAGUUAAAAUUAUAUUCUUCGUAUAACUUGUCACUUGCAGGCUGCACACGACUAAUUUUGCUUGAUUUAUAAUUGAAAAAGGAAAAAACCGUAUUUACAUGCUAAUAAAUGUCAAAAACUUUCUUUACAAAGCGAAAAAUUGCGAAAACUUUCUUUACAAAACAUGAAAUAGCAAGAACUUUCUUUACAGACAGGAAAGCGAGAAAAUUUAUGCCCCCUCCUCUCUUUAAGGGCAAAAAGUUUUUUAAUUUCAAUGCCAUACCUCCACCAAUUCAAACCAAUUCACAAAAAUUUCAGCCGAAGAGCCAUCGACCUCCCCCACCUCUUCAGCCAACACCACCACUUCAUCGGCGGCUUCCUCGCCGACCGCCAUGAACCAAAGUGCACCAACUACACCAAUCAAGAAGGAGCCAUCCUCACCAUUGAGCCAAGUCCAACAGAACUUUACUCAGUUGGCGGACGAUUUGGAAAAGAUCACGACCUCAUCUCGAAAUGACUUUGGCACAACCUCAGGUCUGGUAAAGCAUGUGGCUAGCAAGUUUCAACAGCCCGAGGCACCUUUUUCGAAUUCCCUGCCUAGGAUUGGGACUGUGCCAAGCUCGCCUAAGAAACCGAAUAAUUUGUGAGUUUUUUAAUGAAAAAAUAAGAAAAGUUGAGAUUUUUUAUGUUUUUAGAGGUUUUUUUGAAAAAUCAAGGUUUUCGUGGUGGGAUCUAAAAUAAUUUUUCAAGUUAAAUGAAAAGGCAAAAAAUAUUUUUUGUAGUGUUCUACAGUACGAUAUUCUUAAUACUUCUUAUUAAAUCUACUAAUUUUGAUGUUCAUUGGCGGUUUUUUAAAAAUCAAGGUUUUCGUGGUGGGACCUAAAUAAUAUUUUAAUCGAAUUGAAAAGACAAAAAAUAAUUUUUUUGGUGUUUUACAAAAUGAUAUACUUGAUAUUUUUUAUCAAGGUUUUUGAUUUUGGCGUUUUAAAACACGUUUUUCUUAAUAAUCGAGCGCUUUUUAUCCCUGAGUCGACAAAAAAAAAUCGAUGUCUCCAAAUUUCUUGAAAUUUUCAAAUUUUGCCCUUUGUAGCAAAGCAAACAAAGUUGCUUAAACAAGUUUUUCCAAAAUUACCGUAUUCGAGGUUACGGUAAUGUCGGUCGAUUUUUUGUAUCUCAAAAACCAGACAUCGUACAAACCCGCGGUUUUUACUAUAUUAAUCAGCAUUAAAAAAUACGUAUUUUAUAUUAUGACAACAUUUUUGCUGCUCUAGUGCAUCAGUGCGAAAAAAUUGAAAAAGUGUGCACAGCUACAGUAAUCCGGCUGUAACUCAAAAACUAUAUUUUAUUUACCCUAAUUUUUAUUUCAUAUCAUCAAUCAACUAUUUAUUGCGGUUAAAAUGAACCUAUGCACAUGUGCUAACCCCGAAUUUUUUGGGGUCAAAUGUGCAUUCAAAGUUCGCACACCUACUUUUUUAGUAUAAAUACCAAUAUAUAUUAAAUUUUUAUUAAAUUUGUGUCAUAACAAUACAAAUAACGUUUCAACUUACACGAUUGAUAACACUGAACUUAUAAAAUAUUCAAAAAUGUUAAAAGUUUGCAUAUUUGUAAAAAUAUUAUUUUUAUUAUUUAGGCUUAAUAAGUAAGGAUAAUAUUUUUAUGAAUUACUCGUUUUUUUAUAAUUAUUUACCUAAUUUUUUAUUGUAUAUUCUUAAUCUACUCUUUAUUGCGGUUAAUAUGAGCCUAUGCACAUGUGCUAACCCCGAAUUUUUUGGGGUCAAAUGUGCAUUCAAAGUUCGCACACCUACUUUUUUAGUAUAAAUAUCAAUACAUAUUAAAUUUUUUUAUUUUUUACAACAUAUUAGGUUGAAAUAAAAGUAGCGGUGACACUUUUAAACUAAAAGUUAACAAAAACUAAUGAACCAAAAUUAUACUGUGAAAAAUGACCCGCUACAUUUGCUUCAACUUAAUAAAAUAACACUCUUUUAACACACAAGUAAACCUUUUUUAAUACCUAUGUUUACUAUUUCGAUUACAACAUACCUUUACGCUCCCCAUUUACUUUUGAUGUGGUUGACGUAAUCAAGUUAAAGUCGUCCGUCGAGACGUACAAGACAUCUUGGGCUACAUCAAAUUUAAAUUAUGACUACGAUGUCGUGCUUCACCGACAGCCACCACCGCCACCACAGCCCACAGCCAGUAAUGCUGACGUGGUCGUCGUAGAUCUACGAUACUUUGUUUGCUGAACCAUUAGGAGAUGGAGAAAUUUUCGUAAUUGAGUGACGGUAGCCAGUCCCGGGCAGGGAUUUUUGGUCUGAAGGCGGGCGUCAAAAAAAAUUUCAGAAAAUCCACAGGGGAUCACGUUCAACUUUUUUUGAAAAUUUUCUUUUAUGUGUGUUUGACCUCAAAAAAUUCGGGGUUAGCACAUGUUCAUAGGCUCAUAUUAACCGCAAUAAAGAGUAGAUUAAGAAUAUACAAUAAAAAAUUAGGUAAAUAAUUAUAAAAAAACGAGUAAUUCAUAAAAAUAUUACCCUUACUUAUUAAGCCUAAAUAAUAAAAAUAAUAUUUUUACAAAUAUGCAAACUUUUAAUAUUUUUGAAUAUUUUUAUAAGUUCAGUGUUAUCAAUCGUGUAAGUUGAAACGUUAUUUGUAUUGUUAUGACACAAAUUUAAUAAAAAUUUAAUAUAUAUUGGUAUUUAUACUAAAAAAGUAGGUGUGCGAACUUUGAAUGCACAUUUGACCCCAAAAAAUUCGGGGUUAGCACAUGUGCAUAGGCUCAUUUUAACCGCAAUAAAUAGUAGAUUGAUGAUAUGAAAUAAAAAUUAGGGUAAAUAAAAUAUAGUUUUUGAGUUACAGCCGGAUUACUGUAGCUGUGCACACUUUUUCAAUUUUUUCGCACUGAUGCACUAGAGCAGCAAAAAUGUUGUCAUAAUAUAAAAUACGUAUUUUUUAAUGCUGAUUAAUAUAGUAAAAACCGCGGGUUUGUACGAUGUCUGGUUUUUGAGAUACAAAAAAUCGACCGACAUUACCGUAACCUCGAAUACGGUAAUUUUGGAAAAACUUGUUUAAGCAACUUUGUUUGCUUUGCUACAAAGGGCAAAAUUUGAAAAUUUCAAGAAAUUUGGAGACAUCGAUUUUUUUUAUGUCGACCAGGCGUCUCGAGCCUUACAAAAAACGUGUUUUAAGCGAUUUAUUGAAAUAUCAGUUUUCGUGGUGGGACCUAAAAUAAUAUUUCAAGUUAAAGAAAAAGACAAAAAAUAACCUUUUUUGUUUUUUACGAAACGAUAUUCGUAAUAUUUUUUAUUAAUUUUUUUUAAUUUUUAUGUUUUUUGGCGAUUUAUUCAAAAAAAGUAGGGUUUUCAUGGUGGGACCUAAAAUUUAAGAAAAAUUUUAAAAAGUCGAACAGUAUUGUGGAUAGUAGUAUGCUUAAAUUGAUAAAAGAUCUUAACUUUGUCGUUUUUUGCGAUUUAUUGAAAAAUCAGGGUUUUCGUGGUGGGACCCAAAUUAAGAAAAAAUAAAAUAAUUAAACAAUAUUGUGGAUAGUAGUAUGUUUAAAUUGAUAAAUGAUCUUAACUUUCUCGUUUUUUGCGAUUUAUUGAUAAAUCAGGGUUUUCGUGGUGGAACCCAACUCACUCAUAAUUUUUAUUAAAUCUGGUUUUAAAAUAAAAAACCAUUUCAAAAUUACCCGUUUCAGGUACAAAUCGACCACACUAGACAGUCGUCGAACCAAAGAAGCGACUGAAAUGAGUACCAGUUACACAGCACCAUCAGUACCGAAACCCCAAAAUUGUUAUGAACCAUACUGGAGGGAUCCUUCCUUUUACAAACGCCGCUUCGGAGUCGAAAGCAGUGAGAAGGAGAACGAAGAGAGGAAUUCAUCGGAAUCCGGAGACAGUGUACCAUCGGAACCAAGGCCAAGUCAGCAAAGUCCCAACACUUCGCCGACUUCCAAGAUUUCAUUCCAGUUUGGAGCUCUUGAACAACAUCGCGAGCAGGUAGGGGACAGAAAUUGAUUUAGGGGGUUAGGAAAGUGUUGGGCAGGGCAUAACUUUUGUUGGGGUAGGGUGGGAUAGAGGAGGGGAGCUUAGGACAGAACAGAGUAGAGUAGGGCAGGGUAGGGUACGGUAUAGGAGAGUAGGGUAGGGUAGGGUAGGGUAGGGUAGGGUAGGGUACGGUAGGGUAGGAUAGGGCAGGGUAGGGUAGGAUAGAGGAGGGGAGGAUAGGACAGGUAGAGUUGAGUAGGGCAGGGUUAGAGUAUAGGAGGGUAGAGGAGAGCAAUGUAGGGUAGAGCAUCUCUCUGGCUCGGGCAGGGUAGGGUUUUUACUUUUUUUCAAAUAAAAAAUGAUUUCAGCGCCCCUCCAACACAUAUCAGCCCUCAUUUCUACCCACCAACAUUACCAACACCAUCCACAGUACCAGCGCCAUCAACAGUACCACCACCCUCAACAGUACCAGCAGUACCAUAAUCGAAAAACCCUCCCUCUUCUUACCCAGAACCGAGCCAAAUGUGACAUUACCUCGAAACGACUCGAAUAUCAUCGAAACCCUGAGGGGCUUGAGCCCAGAUCGUGAGCUACAAGCUAAUAAGAAGGUCUCCUUCAGCACGGCACCAAUCAAAGUCUUCAAGACGCACGGUGUGGACGAGUACGACCGCCGGAACGACGAGGUCGACCCAUACGCCUCUUCGGCCGAAUACGAGCUGGAACGGCGGCUAGACAAGAUGGAGAUGUUCGAGGUGGAGGUGGAGAAAGGCCCCGAGGGCCUGGGCUUCAGUAUCAUCGGAAUGGGCGUGGGUGCGGACCUGGGCCUGGAGAAGUUGGGCAUCUUCGUCAAAAGCAUCACCCCCGGCAGUGUGCUGGAUCGAAAUAGCAGAAUUCAGGUGGGUUUUUCGAAAUUUAAAGGCAUGGAAAGAAAGUUUUUGCAAUUUUUUGUUUUGUAAAGAAAGUUCUUGCCAUUUUUUGCUUUGUAAAGAAAGUUCUUGCCUUUCUAAUUCUGGAAAGAAAGUUCUUGCGUUUUUUGCUUUGUAAAGAAAGUUCUUGCCAUAUUUUUGUCCUGUAAAGAAAGUUUUUGACAUUCCCAACAAUUUUCCAUUCAAAAACAAUAUCUUAGGUAGCCGACCAAAUAGUGAGUGUAGAUGGUAUCUCAUUGGUGGGUGUGAGCCAACUAUUCGCGGCCCAAACCCUCAGGCAAACCCAGCAAAGAGUCAAGUUUGUCAUAGCCAGAGAUCCGAACCUCGAGGAUUCAGAAGUGGCUGAACUAAUCAAGAACUCGCUAGCGGCUGAUAAAAACAAACUAGCCAUUAAAGAGAGAGACAAUGACAAUAUCUACUCGAAAGUGCCCAGCGAAUCACCCUACAGUAGAGCAGCUCCGGAUUCGGAAGACGACGAUGAAGCCAUGAACCGAAGAUUCAGAGAGAACUCACUGCCACCUCCAUUGCCUCCGGCAUUACCACCCAAAAUUGUGAGUAAUUCGACCAGCGAGAUCAUUCAGAAGAAGAUCCAGGCGUUGGAAGCGGAGUUGCAGGUAUUUUUUUUUGAUUUUUUUGGCUAGCCUACUUAUAUUAUGUUAGCCUAAAAGUAUAUAUAACCCUAACCUACUGUAUUUUAUUUUACUUUACUGUACAUUCUUCAAUUUUAAAAAAAAUUUUUUAAAAAUUAAAACUUCAGGACUCCCAAAAGAAGGCGGACCAAAUGGAAGAAGUGCUCCAAAGCACCAGAAGCCACUACAGCCAACUGGAAACCAAGUACGACCAAGCCCGCCAAAUGCUCCGCAACUACCAAGAACGCGAGCGGAAGCUGAUCGAAGUCGAACGAGAUCAAGAAUCCAAGCUGCGCGAGAAGGACGAACAAUACGGUACCAUGCUGGGCCAAAUGAAGGAACGCAUCGAAGAGUUGGAGCGCAAACUCGACCAAAACGACAAAAACCGAACCGACCAGGUCGAAAACGAACUAAGUCGCCUCCGUGAACAACUCGCCUCAGUCAUGGCCAGAGAGAAGAAACACAACGCCGUCCAAACCAACGAAGACACCCUCACCAAACAGAAUGUGGAUCGGUUCAGGGAGGAGGUACCCAACAAACCACCCCCACUACCGCCACAGAAUGAAAGGAAUGAAAGAGUACCAAUGGAAAAGAAUGAAAGGGUACCAAUGGAAAAGGAAAAGAAACCCAUGCCAAAACAAAGGCAUCCAGAAGCCGAACGACCGGUCAACAAAGGCGCCCGACAUGCUGGAUUGGUAGGUUGUGGUUUUUACUUUGAAAUGUGAAGUUUUACUUCGAAACAUAGCGUUAUAUGAUAUUAUUUACGCCAGAAAUCCAUAAUAAUGCUGUUUUUGAAGUAUAAUAUAAGUUAAGCCAGGUUUUUUUAAAAAAUGUGUCAACUUUCCAAAAAAUGAGUCAUGAUGACAACUUUAAAAAACUCAGUUUGAGCAAAGAUAACGUUAGAUAAUAGUAUGUUAUCAACAUCGAACGUCAAUUUAAUUUUUUUUUCAAAAAAAUGUGUUAUAUUUUCAAAAAAUGUCUUAUCUUUACAAAAAAUCAGUCAUGAUGACAAGAUUUAAAAAUUGAAUAGGGGUCAAAACAAGAUUAACUAAUGAUGGUUUAUUGCCAUAGAACGUAAAUUCAAUUUUUUUCCAAAAAAUGUGUCAUAUUUUUAAAAAAUGUGUCAUUAUGACAUAGUUCAAAAAUGCAUUUUGUGGUAAAAUAACGUAAGCUAGGACUUUUUUAUUUCUAAAAAACGGCAAUUAAAAUUUUUUGCAAAUUUUUUAAAAAAUGCGUUAACCUUCCAAAAAAAUAUGUCAUAAUGACAAUAUUUUUUGAAAAUUUAAAACGUUUACGAAAAGUGAAGAAGUGGUUCAUUGAAGUUUAAACUGUUUAAAGAAAUUUUUCAAAAAUUAAAAAAUUAUGUCAUCGUUUCAAAAAAUUUGUCAUCAUGAAAUCGAUUUGGAAAUUUUGGCCAUUUCUAGAAAUUUUUGGAUUUUCUUGAAAUUUAAAAAAAAAUUUAAGGGUCUUACUUGGCUACCACUUACCUUACAUCUAUAUCUGCUCCGAAUCUUUUAAAUUUUGUGUUUCAGACUCCAAGAUCAAUACCUCUAAGCGCAGCACCACACGUGUACGAGCGUUUCAUGGGCGGAGCCUAUUACAUUGACGAGUUUGGCGAAGAGCGCUUCAUGUCAUCAUCCUCAACCUGCGAAUCCCCCAUCCCACGCAUCUCGGAACCAACCUCACCAGCCGUUCCACAAAAGUUCCUGCACCAUCAGCGGCGAAUGCUGUUCUCACUGCGCAAACGCUACGUGCACGGUGACAACGAGUUCUGGAGAGAGAACGUCGAAGCCCAAGGCCUACAGGUGCUUCAGUGGAACAUUGACGAGGUUUGUCAGCUCCUGAUUCACAUGGGACUGGACAAAUACAUACCUGAGUUCUCGGUGAACCAGGUCAAUGGCCCCAGGUUCUUGGAUUUGGACGGCGGAAAACUAAAAGUAGGUUUGGAAGGGAUUUAUUGGCGAUUUCAAAUAAUUUUGUGCCUUUUAAAGAAAGUUUUGAUUAUUUUAUGUCUCUAAAGAAAGUUUUGGUUAUUUUACGUUUUGUAAAGAAAGUUUCUUCUAUUUUCUGUAUAAAACAACUAAAAUUUGAUUUGUGCAGGCGACAUUUUUUUUUGUAAAGAAAGUCCUUGCCAUUUUUUGUUUUGUAAAGAAAGUUCUUGCCAUUUUUUGUUUUGUAAAGAAAGUUCUUGCCAUUUUUCAUUUUGUAAGCUAAGUUUUUGCUACUUCAGUUUCAGACUCUAUUUAGGCGUUAAAAUAUUCAAAUUUGAACUAAGAAUUGUAUAUACUUUUUAAUUUUAUAUCUAAUGUUGUCAUUUCCAGACCAUGGGCAUCAAUAAUCACUCGGAUCGUGCCAUAAUCAAGAAGAAGAUCAAGACGAUCAAGCAAAGAAUCGAAAGAGAACGAAAGCUUCUGGAGAAGGAGAGUCGCCAAAGAACCAUCAAGAUGUCUGCCAAAUAA